Anolis carolinensis (green anole) is the source of this 4526-nucleotide messenger RNA. Its product is annotated as trichohyalin-like. The record is from RefSeq and is a predicted model, not a curated record. The coding region runs from base 1399 to 2499 and encodes 366 amino acids. The transcript is spliced from 2 exons. NCBI's taxonomy places the organism in Eukaryota, Metazoa, Chordata, Lepidosauria, Squamata, Anolidae.
AGGAACUUCCGGGUGUGCGCGAAUGGCGGAGAGUCAGGCACUUUAGGAGGUGCCGGUUCUGGCUGCAAAGAUCGGGUAGAGCAUGAGCUCCCUCCCCCUCACGGAUAGAGUUGAGGGGGACAGCGAAACUGAGGUGCCAGCCGAUGGUCCUGAGAGGGUCUUCUCCUCAAGAGGAGCCCCCAAAAGGAUCCGGUAGAUGGUCCAUCAGUACGGCGGAUCGCAGCGGAACGCAAGGGGAAACCCGCCACAUCUCCAGCCGCGCGCGCGCCCACCAAGACGAGAAAGGAAAGGUAAAGAAACAGACAAAUAUAUAUAAAUAAGAAAAGAUUGUCGGAAUUGGAGGGUAAGAAGGUCCCCUGGAAAGGAAGGGGGAAGGAAAGAGUGUGAAGGGUGAGGAGACGGAGAAAAAAAAAAAAACCGAACGGACAAAAUAGGAGAGAGUAACCCGGAAGAGAGGAAAGGGAGCGCGAGCCUGACACAGAGGAACGACAAGGAAGGAAAGGAAAAUAAAGGAAAUAAAGGUAAAAUCUCAAUUGUAAAGGGAAGGAGCUAAGCUGGGAGUGCUUAAACAUAACUAAUACGUGGGACAUUACUUAAUACUUUAUAUCCGGGACCUAUAUUAUUUGGAUCACUGCACUAGUUAGGAAAUCUAGAUCAUGGCAUAACAACCCAGUGAGCCAAGAAGCCGCCGCCUCAAAAGAAGGGGAAGAGGUGGACGGAAGAAAAACACACAAAGGCAGAGUGAAGCCGUGGGAGGAACACAGAGGUUUGUUGAAGGGACCUGUAAGGCUAAAAGUAAAGAAUAAACAAACCAGAGAAGGGGAAGAUCUGACCUUGAGAGGAGCCUUGAGAAAGGAGGCUGUUUUGACUCCAGGAAAAUAAGCAAACAGAGAACGGAGGGGGAAAUAAUCCUCCUGCUACCACAAGGGGAUCUCGCGAGAACGGGGGACAGAGAAGGGAAAACGCUGACACAGGGAAAGUGAGAUCGUGCCAAAAGUACCCCGCGAGAACAGAGAGAGAGCCAACAGGUGAAAAGCAAGAUCAAUCAAUAAAUAAGGAAGGAAAGCUGGUGAGAAUAAUUGGAUUGACAAAGGAACGGAAGAAGGAGGCCAAAGAAGCAAAAGAAGGAGUUAGACAAAGGAGCCAGACGAAGAAGCAGUAGAGGUAAAAAUUUGAUUUACUAGGGAAGGGAAAGAAAAUAAAUAAAUAAAUAAUAAAUAAAUAAACGAAGAAAGAGGCAAUUAGGAUAUUGAUAUAAGGGCAAGGUAAGGGAAUACCACGAGGGAGUAACAAAUAAAUAAACGAAUAAAUAAAUUACAGGAGAGAGACAAAGAACUAAAGAAGAAGGAGCAGAGAUAAAAGAAGGGAAAGAAGGAGAGAAGAAGAAAUAAGAAUAAAAUGGCACACUACAAACCAAAGGGAGAAAAAGAAACAAAGGACUUGAAGACCCAACCUAGGAGAUCAUCCAUACCGGAAGACAUGAAUCUCAGGGAUAUGAUGAGAGACAUGAUGAAGGAGGUUUAUAGAAUGCAAGAGAAGCAGGAUAUACUUCAAAAGAUGGUGCAAGAACAAAUGUCAGAUAUGAGAAAGGAAUGGAAGGAAGAUCUAGGAGAAAUGAAAAAAGAGAUGAACCAAAUCCAGGAAGAUUUGAGAGAAUUAAGGUCAGAGAAGAAGGAGUUAAGGAAAAUUCAAGAAACCACGCAGAAGGAAAUAAAAGAAAUACAUGAAAGAAAUAGAAAAAUGGAAAGGAAACAGGAAGAACUGGAAGCAAAAGAAAUGGAGUUCCAGCUAAGGUUACGAAACAUAGUGGAAGAACCAAGAGAAGAUAUAAGACUGACGGUGGUGGAGAUACUCUCCAAUCUCCUGGGAUGUACAGAGAGAGAAAUGGAAGAGCAGAUGGAUAGGACAUACAGAGUAAAUACAAUAUAUGCAAAGAAAAACAAAACACCAAGAGAUGUGAUUGUACAUCUGACAAGGAAAGUAAUAAGAGACGAAAUAUUGAAAAUAAACAACAGAAAACAAAUCUACUUUAAAGAAAAAAAGGUAGCCAUCUUAAAAGAACAACCAAGUUCGGUGAUAAACAGAAGAAGAAAAUAUACCCCACUCACUGACGAAUUAAAAAAGAGGAAAAUAAAGUUUAAAUGGGAAAGAGAAGAGGGGUUAAUGGCGACAUUUAGAGAACGGAAAUACUGGAUAACCACAGAAGAAGGUGCUAAAGAGUUCUUAAGAAAAAUUAAAUCAGAAAAGGGGAAGGAUAGAGAAGAGGAGGAACAUGAAAACAAUGAAAGAGAGAAGAAAAAGAAGAGAUUGCGAGAGUUCUCUCCGGAUAAGGAAGAGAUGGAUCUGGGAAACUAUAGAUUAAAUCUAAGAGGAAAUACAGAAAUAGCGAACCUGGACAGAGUAAAGGAAACACAGGAGGAAAGUAUGGAAAGAGUGGAAGAAGAGGAAGAAAAAGAGGAGAAAGAAGAAGAAAAUCAAAAAGAAGAAGGACAAUGCUAAGUGAAUUAAAAGUAUAUAUUAAUAAUGUUAAUGGCCUGAACUCACAAUAUAAGAGAAAUAAAAUCUUUGACACACUAAGCAAAAGAAACUGUCAAAUUAUUGCAUUACAAGAGACACAUAUAGCACACAGACAUGUAGCACAUUUAGAAAAUAAAAGGUUAGGUAAUGCAUUUUAUGCCUCGGCAGCAGAGAAGAAAAGGGGCGUGGUGACGUAUGUAAACAAAGAAAUACCAGCAAACUUGGCCUUCAAAGACGGGGAAGGAAGAUUCGUGGGCGUAAACAUUACGAUACAGAAUGUGAAAACAUUGAUAUGCAAUAUCUAUGCGCCAAAUGACUCAAAAAAGAUAUUUAUAGACAAGCUACAAGAAAAUAUAAAUAAUCAGGAAUUUGAUCAACUAAUGAUUGUAGGAGACUACAAUGGAGUAAUAGACGGAAAAAUGGACAGAAGUAAAGAAAUGGGGAAGAAGAAAGACAAAACAAGCAAUUCGGGUAAUCUACCAAAACAAAUGAUAAAUAUGUUAAAAGAUUUUAAUCUGGUAGAUGCUUGGAGAGAGAAAAAUGAAAAGACGAGGGAUUAUACCUUCUAUUCGUCCAGGCACAAAACCUGGUCCAGAAUUGAUAUGGUUUGGACUUCAAAAUCUCUAGUAACAAAAAUAAAUAAGAUAAGGAUUUUACCAAGAUUGGAUUCGGACCAUUGCCCGAUUGAACUAAAAAUCUAUAACUCAAAAAAAACAGUAAGGUGGAAACUGGAUGACAAUUUAUUAAAAAAAGAAGAAGACAUUGAAAAGAACAGAAAAUUACUAACGGAGUAUUUUAGACAAAACGAUACAUCAGAAGUACAUCUGUACACAGUUUGGGAGGCCAGUAAGGCGGUAAUGAGGGGGUACUUUAUUCAACAAAAAGCACUAAAGAAAAAAAAGAGAAGGCAGGAUUUCGAAAAAAUAAUGGAAAAAAUCAGUAAAGAAGAGGAAUUACUUAAGAAGGAGCCAAAGAAUGAAAACGCUCAAAAGAAUUUGCAAUUACUACACAAGCAAAGAGAACACCUAGAGAUGGAGGAAAGAGCAAACCAACUUAAAUAUAUAAAACAAGAUUAUUUCCAAAAUGCGAACAGGCCGGGAAGAUGGUUGGCGAGGAGGUUACGAAAAAAAAGAGAAGCUACUGUGGUGACAAAAUUAAAGGAGGCAGAUAAGAUAUACACUCAAGAGGAAGAAAUAAGGAACAAUUUUGCAAAAUUUUACAAAAAAUUGUAUCAGGACGAACAGAUAAAUAAAGAAAGGAUAACAGAAUAUAUAGGACAGUGUAACAUACAAAGAAUCUCAGAAGAACAGAGAGGAGAAUUGAAUAAAGAGAUCACAGAAGGAGAGAUAAUAAAAGCUAUAAAAAGUAUGAAAACGAACAAAGCCCCAGGCCCAGAUGGACUAACGGCGAUCUAUUACAAAACCUUCCAAAACGAGAUAACCCCCUAUUUGAAGAAAAUUAUGAACGAAAUAAGACAACAAAAGAAAAUGCCAAGCACAUGGAAAGAAGCAAACAUAUGCCUAAUACAUAAAGAGAAUUCGGACCCAGAAAAUGUUAAAAAUUACAGGCCGAUAUCAUUAUUAAACGUAGACUAUAAAAUAUUUAGUAACGUGAUUGCGGAAAGGUUCAAAAGAUUCCUAAAAGACUGGGUAAAGGAAGAUCAAACAGGCUUCUUGCCGGACAGACACCAAAAAGAAAAUGUAAGAACAGUUAUAGACUUGAUAGAAUAUUAUGAAAUAAACAAUCAGAAAGAGGUAAUGCUUCUCGCGCUGGAUGCGGAGAAAGCAUUCGAUAAUGUCAAUUGGAACUUCGUUAAGAUGUUAAUAAAAGAAAUGGAUAUAGGAUACUACUGCCAAAAUAUCAUAGAAGCAAUUUAUGAAAAGCAAGAAACUAAGAUAAUUAUAAAUGGCCAAGAGACGAAUAAAAUAAAAAUAGAAAAAGGUACCAGGCAGGGAUGCCCACUAUCCCCUCUAAUAUUUAUACUAACACUAGAAAUAUUGCUGAAUGAA